This is a messenger RNA of Pecten maximus, 5173 nucleotides long. Its product is annotated as plexin-A2-like. NCBI's taxonomy places the organism in Eukaryota, Metazoa, Mollusca, Bivalvia, Pectinida, Pectinidae. Gene Ontology annotation, biological process: regulation of cell migration; semaphorin-plexin signaling pathway involved in axon guidance. Bases 514 to 4377 code for a protein of 1287 amino acids. The transcript is spliced from 34 exons. Gene Ontology annotation, molecular function: semaphorin receptor activity. The record is from RefSeq and is a predicted model, not a curated record. Gene Ontology annotation, cellular component: semaphorin receptor complex.
AUUCUUUAUGUAAAUCCUGGAAUUCAACUUAUUUCUGUAACACUCAGCCUAUAUUGGAAAGUUUGGUUGGAGUAGUUCCGCUGAGGAAAUCACCAGUGUUUCUUGACCUAGGACUGAUAAGUGUUGGAGGAAGUUUCAGAAAUGAUCUGACAACUAUCAUGGUGGGAACAAUGAGAGGAACUCUUCAUAAGCUGUACCUGAAGUCAGCAGACACAGAUCUGCGUCAAUUGGAAAACAACAGGCUCUAUCCGCUGCCAAUCUUGGACAUAGUGACAACACGACAGUACAGGACCUACCUCCUCACCAGAUACAGUGUUGGUUUGUUGGAAGAUCAAGUUGAAUGUUCUGGUAGUUCCUGUAGUGAGUGUAUGAAGAUUGCCGACAGUAAAUGUGGUUGGUGUGUGCUGAAUGGAGGCGGCUGCAUGGAGAAAAUCAACUGUGAGAAGGGUUUCUGGUUGCCAUCUGUGGCUGGAGAGUGUUUGACAGUGCAUACAAGUCCUACUGGCAUAAAACAUGAAAACAGGGAGAUCAACACAAAAUUUUACAGUGUUCCUGAAGCCUGCCGUUCCCAUCAGUGGCAGUAACUGGCAGUGUCAGUUUGGCACCAUGGAGUGUAAGCCUAGAAUACCAUGUUAUGGAAACCUCAUCAUUUCAAACCCUAGAGAAAUGAAAUGUGAAUUUCCAGUUACAGAAGCUUUCUGGCAAGAUUAUAAAUUAGCAGAUUUUAAGAUCGUUGAAAAAGGCUCAUCAAAAAAAGUGCUAGCUGAAGGGUGGAGCAUUCUGUUCUUUGACUGUGUUGCAUUCAAAAGCUGCUAUGAUUGUGUGAACACCUCCAAAACUGCUGGAUUAUGCUUUUGGAAUGCUGAGGAGGGAAUGUGUGAGAAAGCUUCGGGUGAUGGAUAUAUAUCCUACAGUGAGACAGAAAAAUGUCCAAGGCUUACGGGAAUGCAGAUCAAGCUUCCAUAUGAUGAAGAAACUAAUGUUUCAAUUCCUGCAGAAAAUCUCCAAUUUAAAGAAAAGAAAGAAUACCAGUGCAAGAUUGGUGGUGUAAAUUGCACCAUCCUCAAUGUAAGCAAGACGUUGAUAACCUGUCGAGUAAAGGUCCGUCAGCAAGGUGAAGUAAUGGUGAAUGUAACGUAUGGCAGUGCUAGGAUUGACAAUCCUAGCAAUGUUAAUGCCCGAGUGAUCAGGUGUGAUGAACUCACCAAGAGUUGCAGCUCAUGUAUCUACCUCAACACACUUGGUUAUGAGUGUAACUGGGACUACACAAACGGACAGUGUUCCUACAGUACAAGCAAAGACAUCAGUACGUCACGGUGUCCCCCUCCAAAUAUAGCCAGGGUUUACCCACUGAAUGGUACUAUUUCUGGAAACACAUCAUUGACCAUUGAAGGAAACGAAUUUGGAAGCAAUACAAAGGAUGUAAACAUCACUGUGUCGGGAAGACCAUGUGAAAUCUAUAGGCACAGCUUCUAUCCUAACAAUUGGGUUAAAUGCUACACCAGGGGUGUAACCACAGAAACCAAAGGUGCUCAAGUCCUCGUCACCAGGGACACUAAACAGUCUACCAACAGCAAAGCAUUUGACUAUUUGGUGCCAAAACUACUCACUUUAUUCCCGACCAAAGGAAUCAAGUCUGGAGGCAGAGUAUUGACAGUAAAGGGAAAUAACCUGCUAACUGGCAACCGUGAACGCAUGACUGUAGUCCUCAGUAAUACCGCUGGAAAUAUACCAUGCAGAAUAGCUGAUUCUAGUGUACAGAAGGAUGCUAACACUAUACUAUGUUUCACGAGUGAGUACACUGGCCCUUUACCACAUCGAAUGACUGACAUUACCGUUACCUUUGAUGAUUCCGCAGUCAAAUUAACUGAAAAAGUCAAUUUUACGGUUGUGGACAACCCAAUCGUCAGAAUCGAGCAAAGAGAAACAAUCAAGAAAGGUGGUGUUGCCGUAGACAUAACUGGAGAGAGAUUUGAAGCUGUCUCUUUUGUGAGAAUAGGACAGGCUCCUUUGUGUAAGGUGAUUAAUGACAACAGCAUGAAAUGCUUUGUUCCUGAGUACAAUACAAGCCAAGGAAAACGGCGGCGCCGAUCCACAGAGACAUGCCCUUGCAAUCAAUUCCUCACUAUCCACAUGGACAAUUAUAACUAUCCCUUCAGAAUGGUGUUCACAGAAAAUCCAACUAUUUUGCCAUUUGAAGACACACUGCACUAUGAAGCAGGAAGUUAUAUUGAAAUUGAGGGUAGGGACCUACUGCGAGGAGCUGUUGAGUCAGACUACCGGGUUUUUGUCCAGUCCGCCAACUGUGAUGAGGUUAAGGUCAACGCUAAUGGCACACUUAUCACCUUUAAACCACCCGACUUUCUGUCAAAGGGAAAUGAAUACCAGGUGGAGGUUUUGGUCGGCAGUCUUCAAAAAAAUGUUGGUGUCAUCUACUACGAGAAGGACCUGAAAAUCAUUAUAAUCAUUGCAGCACUAGGUGGCGUGGUGGUGGCCAUGUUGUCAGUGAUCACAUACUGUAUCAUUCGUGGACGUAAGAAGGACAGCCAACUUUCCAAGCUCCAGCACGACAUGGUGGAAAUGGAGAGCAACAUCAGAAACAAGAGCAGAGAAGUGUUCGCAGACAUGCAGAUGAGUAUGCAGGACAUCAAAGGAGACUUAGUGACCACUGGAAUUCCUUAUUUCAACUACCACAACUAUUCCUUCCACACACUGUUCCCCAAGCUCAAGGCAGGGGAGAGCAUCUACUUCAAGACCAGUGCUGAGGCCCCAAUGGAAGACUUCUCAAAACUGGCCCCAAGAGGUGUACUGGCCUUUGAAGAACUGUUGAAGAACAAGUUCUUCCUUCAGUCUCUGAUUCGUACUAUGGAACGGCAGAAUAAAUUCAGUGUCCAAGAAAAGGCAGAAUUUUCAUCUCUGCUGACCUUGACAUUGAUAGGGAAGAUGACCUAUUUAUCAGAAGUGAUUGAAGAACUGCUACACAGACUUAUUGCUGGUGCCUCUCGUAAACAACACAGGGUACUGUUUAGGAGGUCCGACUCCAUCACACAGAAGCUUCUUUCUGAUUGGAUGGCGUUGUCACUGUUUCCUUACCUAAAAAAUGGUGGGGGACAGCAGCUGUUUAUGCUGUACAAGGCCACACAGACGGUCAUGGAAAAAGGUCCUAUAGAUGCUGUUACUUUGGAUGCCAAAGAGACAUUAGCUGAGGAACGCCUUCUAAAGAUGGACCUAUCAUAUGAGUCCUUGACCUUAGAAGUGGACUUAAAUGGCAAGAAGCACCUGCGUUACCAAGUCUCUGUGUUGGACUGUGACACCAUCACACAGGUUAAGGCCAAAUGUAUGUACAAAAUCUACAAAAACAAGCCAGCCUCAGAACUACAGUUCACACCUGAGGAGCUUAUCCUCGAGUGGCAUGCUGGGAAGGGUGGAAAACUGGUGUUGAAUGACAUAGAUCGGACGAGUACAAAGCGUGAAGGAUAUGUGUGUCGGAACACUCUCCGUCACUACAAUGUUAAAGAUGGCAGUUGUAUGGCACUCCUGAUUUCUGAUGAACCAGACGACCAAGAACCCUACAUGAAUUCAGAAGCAGCUUCCAUGAGUGAUGUUCUGUUGAUUGAACAAAGUGUUACAAGCUACAUGAGUAUGUCACCAGAGAAACAAUGGCACAUUUCAUUCCCAGAGGAAGAUGAGAAGGAGAGGACACGGAUAUUCAUUGAAGAGUUGUAUCUGAACAGACUUCUUCACACCAAGCUGAAGCUGGUAGACUAUAUAGAUGCUGUGUUUGAUAAUGUGAUGGAUGAGAACCGUGUGCCCCCCGUAGUUUGUUACCUGUUUACGAUGUUAGAGGAUAUGGCAAAGGAACACAAUGUAGACCAAGAUAUCGUGUCCUGCUGGAAAAGUGAAUGCUAUGCUAUGAGGAUCUGGUCCCUGUGGAUCAGCCGUCCAGAUCUGCUGUUUGACAUUGUCUUGGCCAAGCAUGUCAUUCCUUGUUUGGAUGUGAUCAAGUCUGUCUUUAGUGAUGUCUUCUCCCGAACUUCCUCCAAACUCAGCAAAGAUUCUUCCUCUGCCAAACUUUUGUUUGCCAGCGAAGUUCCUAAAUUCCAAGAGAAGAUGCGGAGGUUUUAUGAAAAACUUGGAGCAAGCCUAGAACCUGUCACAAAACAGCAGUUUGGGUCACAGAUGGCAUCAAUAUCUCAGGAACAGACCCAGAAAAUCCGGGUAAAGAAACUGCCAGCAUUGAAGAAGCUUUUCUCCGUGGUUAAAAAUUAUUCAGACGAGAUUAUUUCAGACCUGGAUGAUGACAGAGAAACCAAAGAUCUGGAGUUAGGGGAGAAGUUUGAUAAUGUCAUUCAACAGAUGGAUAGCGAAAAUGUGUAACUCUAAAGUUUAAUGUCAUUCAACAGAUGGAUAUCAAAAAUGUGUGACUCUAAAUUUCAAUGUCAUUCAACAGAUGGAUAUCAAAAAUGUGUGACUCUAAAUUUUAAUGUCAUUCAACAGAUGGAUAUCAAAAAUGUGUGACUCUAAAUUUCAAUGUCAUUCAACAGAUGGAUAUCAAAAAUGUGUUAUUACAGAGUUUGAUAAUGUCAUUCAACAGAUGGAUAUCGAAAAUAUGUGACUCUAAAUUUUAAUGUCAUUCAACAGAUGGAUAUCAAAAAUGUGUGAUUACAGAGUUUGAUAAUGUCAUUCAACAGAUGGAUAUCGAAAAUGUGUGAUUCUAAAUUUUAAUGUCAUUCAACAGAUGGUCGAUAUGGGAAAUGUGUGAUUAUAGAUUUUGAUAAUGUCAUUCAACAGAUGGAUAUGUGCAAUGUGUGACUCUUGAAACUUGUUAGAGUAGAUUUGUAAAGAUGCUACAGUGCUGACAAAGAGUAUAUAUAAUUAUGUUCAAUUUAAAACAAGAAUGUAACUGGUAUAUUUAGCUCACCUACCCGUCUGUCCAGCAUCAACUUUUUCUUUUUAACAACUUCUCAAUAACCAAAAGGCCCAGAGCCAAUAUUGGGCCUCUUACAUGCUUGUUUUAUACAGCGCCCAAAGAUAAAUACAAUUAUUGCACUCUUAUAAAAGUUAGAUACUGAAUUCAAUUACCACCCUCUUAUAGGGACCAACCAACCAAUUGUUUUUCCAUAGACUUUAGUGGUAACGUUUUGGAGUAUUUCAUUCAAAUUCUUGAAUUCAA